AUGCAAGCGGAAGACAAUCGAUGGCGCACACUAACCGCUAUCAGCUGCUGGGGAUAUCGAUUCGAAUGGACGCCUGAACAUCUUACACCGGAGCAAAUGAAGCCUAUGAAGUUUUCGUACGAUGUACUAGCAGAGGAAUGUCUUGAUCGUUUGAACGCCAUCUCGCCACCGCACAAGGGUGCUCUGCCAAGGAACGAUAGCAACCGCGCCGCGCUAUCAUCAGUUCCGGGCACCGAAGAAGAGAAAAAAGAGCCAUUGCCGGUACCCAAGAGGGAUCUAUACGCUUUACUGGAAGAAAAUCACGACUCUGAUCCUAAGCUUGCGGAACUGUGGCGCGAAGUGCAUACGGUGCCGGAUUGGGUGGAUUGGGACCAGAUCGCCAGAGGACAGGAUGUGUUCUAUCGCUAUGGAGGACCCGCUUUGACAGGUCUCACUUUUCAGUCACUCUUAGGUGGCAUGGGCGCUGCGCGGGUGGUGGAGACAUUAGCGAGAACUGGAGGCUUCAGCACAAAGGUAGCAAGAGGCAGACUCUUUGAAACUACACAGCACAUCCUCCAAUGCACACGAACACUGGAUGGACUUAAACCAGGUGGAGAAGGUUUCGCCUCAUCGAUACGCGUCCGCUUCCUACAUGCCGCGGUCCGGCAGCGCAUUAUAAAACUCGCAAACGAACGCCCAAGCUACUUCAACGUGGAAGAAUGGGGAAUACCAAUCAAUGACCUGGACCAAAUAGCCACAAUCGGAACUUUCUCAUCAACUCUGAUCUAUCUCAGCUUCCCCCGCCAAGGCAUCUUCCUCCGCAAACAAGAAAUCGACGACUACCUAGCCUUAUGGCGCUACAUCGGCUACUUAAUGGGCACACCCGACGAGUGGCUAUCCACCCCAACGAAAGCCAAAGCGAUCAUGGAAUCGCUCCUCUACCACGAAGUCGACCCCUCCGAAAUGUCUAAAACAAUGGCCAACAACAUCAUUUAUGCACUCAAAGAAGAGCCCCCGACCUUCUCAUCGGCCGACAUGCUAACCGCCAGCGCCCGCUGGCUAAAUGGCAACGCGCUCUGCGACCGCCUCGGUUUAAAACGCGUUUCCGCAUACUACUGGUCCCUCAUGGCAGGCCAAUGUCUCUUCUUCAUCUUUUACUGCUACACAUACCGCCUGUUUCCCAAUGCAGAUCGCAGGAGGAUCGACCGCGCGAAAGAGAUCUUCUGGACGCUGAUAGUGAAGGCGAAGUGGGGGCUGGCGGGGACGGAAACAUCGUUUGACUUCAAGUACGUGCCGCAGUAUGAUACGUUGACGCAUUUGGGGAAUAUCGGGGAGAGAAAGAAAGUGGCGUUGAGCAAUGAGAUGAGGAAUUUGAAGGCGUUGGGGAUUGGAGUGGGGGUUUUGGCGGUGGGGACAUUGGUUGCGGUUAAAAUUGCGGUGCGCGUCGUUGGGAGACUGUGGUAG
Alternaria ventricosa is the source of this 1443-nucleotide messenger RNA. RefSeq lists its product as uncharacterized. The record is from RefSeq and is a predicted model, not a curated record. The coding region runs from base 1 to 1443 and encodes 480 amino acids. Gene Ontology annotation, molecular function: oxidoreductase activity. The transcript has 2 exons. NCBI's taxonomy places the organism in Eukaryota, Fungi, Ascomycota, Dothideomycetes, Pleosporales, Pleosporaceae.